AUGAAUUCCAAAAAUAAAAACAACGAUAGCUCAAGUGAAGAUGAUGCUAAAGUUUAUGAGACUCUAACAAAACUUCCUCCAGCAAAUGAAAUUAUGCCACGUAAAUUGACCAUCGAUAUUGAUGUUAAAUCUCUAUUUCCCUUAAAGUGAGAAUUUUAUUUUUCGAAAAGUCAAGACCUUUGCCUUAAUUCAAUCAGUUUUAUUCCACAUUCGUUGAAGAAAUUUAGACUCCCUAACAUACUGUCGAAACAAUGUAAUAGGAAGAGAGAACUUUGCUUGAAUAUUUCGAGUAGAAUAAAUAAAAUUUGAUUUACAAACGAUUUGAUCAACUUGAUCUAUCCAAAAGGAGUCCUAACGAUAGAACUUAUUUUUCUACAUUAUUUGCUAAUUUCAAAAAGUUCUUAUUGCAUUAAAAUUAAUAGAUAAUAUCCACGAGUCUAUUUUAGAGGGGAUCCACUUUUUGAUUAAAAGCUAAUACCAUGUCAAACUGAUUAAUUGAAGUUUGAUUCAAAUUUUGAAUCUGGAAAUUUAUUCUGUGCUUUCAAAAAAGCUGAAAAUGUAUAUGAUCUAAUACUUUAAAAUGAUAUUAAUACUAGAGGCAAUACACAAUGGUUUUUUUUUAGUGUAACUGGAGCUAAAGCAGGUUAAACUGUUUAAUUUAAUUUGCUUAAUUAAGUAAAAUAAAUUAAUAGUACUAGCUCAAAAGCAACAGUUUAUUUAAUGAAGGAUUGCAACCAGCAAUUUAUUCAAUUAAAGAGAAUGAAAUAAAUAAGAAAGAAUGGAGUAGAGGUGGAUUUAACAUAAGUUAUUUCAAGAGUUCCUUUAUUAAAGAAUACCCUUAAACUAUGAGAGCUAAAUAUUACUAAUUGAGAUUCAGUUACACUUUUAAAUAUAAUAAUGAUAAGGUAUAUUUUGCUCAUUCAUAUCCAUAUACCUACACUAAUUUAUUAGAAUUUUUAAAUACAAUUCUAGAUAAUCCUGAAAAGAAUUAAUAUAUGUCUAGAAAAUCAUUAUGCACAACUUUGGGUGGUAAUACAUGUGAAGUAUUAACAAUAACAUCUAAUUCAAUGUAACGUAGAGCCUACAGAAAGGGAGUAGUUUUUUUAGCCAGAUAACAUCCAGGUGAACCUUAAGGAUCAUAUGUGAUGUAAGGGAUUAUUGAAUAUCUAACAUCAAAUAAUCCAUAAGCAGAUUAUUUGAGAUAGAAUUGCAUCUUUAAAAUAUUUCCUAUGAUGAAUAGUGAUGGAGUUGUAAAUGGAAAUUAUAGAUGUGGUUUGGAAGGAAGUGAUUUUAAUAGAAGAUGGAAAAAACCAAAUAAAUAUUUACAUCCAACUGUUUAUUAUGCCAAAAAAUAUAUUAAAGGAUUUAGUAAGGAAAGGUAAAUCAUUUUAGUAAUUGAUUUACAUGGACAUUCAAGAAAGCAAUCAUCAUUUGUAUAUGGAUGUGCUUACUCAUCUUAAGUUAAGACAAUUGAGAGGGUUUUUGCUUUAUUAAUGGCUAAAAUGAAUCCUUUUAUGGAUUAUUCAUCAUGUACAUUUAGAGUUGAAAACUCAAAAGAUAAGACUGCUAGAAUUCAAAUUUGGAGAGAAUUAAAAAUUAAUUGGGUAUAUACUUAUGAAUGUAGUUUCUAUGGUUAAUAGAAGAAGCAUUUCUAAAUAAAAGACUAUAUUAAUUGUGGGGUAAGUAUCUGUAAUUCAUUAUCUUAAAUUGUUAAAGAUACUUCUAAAGAAUUCACAAAUUAAGCCAAUAUUCCAGAUAUUUAAUAAUAAAUCCUUGAAGAAUUAGGUAAGAUGCCUUAAACAGAUGAUUAAGAUUAAGGAUCUGAUACUAGUUAAUCUGAAGCAGAAUUAUCUGAUGAUGAAAUUGUAUAAUUAUUCUAACCUAAAACUUAUUCCUUAAAAUAGAAGAAUUUUCUAAAAUAAUUAGAUACUAAAAAGAAAUAAAUAACUACCAAAUAAACUUUAAUUACUCAAAAAAAUAGUAUAUUAUAAGAAUCACCUUCAAAAAAUUAACAAUAAUAACAGGAUAAUAAACUUCCUUAAAGUAGUUUAAAACCAAAGAAUGUUGCCUAUAGAAUUCCACCACAAGUAAAAUUACGAUAAAUUGAGCCCAUUAAAGAAUAAUAAUAAUAACCAAUUAUGGUUGAUAAGAGCUGUUAAACAGAUGAUUGGAUGUAUAGAUAAUGGCUGAUUUAAAUUGGAAAAUAGAAGAAAUAGGAGGAAUAUUUAAGUUAAACCCCUACUAGAAAUAUUUAUAAAUCCUCAUCAUAAUCAGCUACAAGGUUUAUUGUUAAAAAUACAUCAAAGCCUGAUAGAGGUCGAAUUGAUUCUAUAUCCUUAGUUAAUUCAGGAAUAUAAAAAAGUAAUAAAAAUCACUCAAUAUAUAGCAUCAUUUAGUUAAUAAAGAUAGAUAAUGAGAUAUUCAGGAAGCAAUUUUAUGUAUUGA
Messenger RNA from Paramecium pentaurelia, 2445 nucleotides. The record is from the annotation of a GenBank genome assembly. NCBI's taxonomy places the organism in Eukaryota, Ciliophora, Oligohymenophorea, Peniculida, Parameciidae.